AUGGCUGAACUGAACAAACCCACGUCGGUGGAAGAAGAGGACGACGACUCGUCGGUGGCCAGCUCGCCAUUCGACGACGGAGGCUUUUCGGACAGUUUAGACUCCGUGGGCGGUGCUGCCAGCGAUGGUCAGGAAUCAUCGUCAGCCACUGUCUCAGCUGUUGUAGAGGGUCACCCGUUUUCCCCAGGAGCAGCAGUGGCAGCAACUGCAGCAACGGAAGCGACCACUGCACCAGAUGAGCCGCCCGACCUCAGCGUGGCAGGUCCGUCAAUGAGCAAUGAAGAGCAGCAUGGCUAUCACCUGCGGAGGCACCUUCCGCGGCCCCCAAACGCGUUCAUGCUGUUCGCAAUGGAGAACAGGCGAUCGGUGGCUGCUGAGAACCCUAACGAGGACAACCAGUGUGUGAGCACCCGACUGGGUAAAUUGUGGCGUUCUCUCAGCGCGGCCGCUAAAGAAUCUCAUCGGCGCAAGGUGGCCAUAGCAGCAGCAAUCCACCGAAUCAAAUAUCCUGGCUACGUCUACAACCCACGCGAGGCACACCAACGCAAGGAGCAGGAGCACAUAGCCAAGGCGAUUGUCAGCAAAGUGAAGCAGGAGCCUUCGGAAGACCAGGAGCUGGAAGCACAGAGCACCUCUGCAUCCCUGGGUCCAAGUGCUGCUGUAUUGCAGCCCCUACCACGGCCUCCACAAUCACCUUCCCCGCUGCCACUCCGGCUCAGGCGGUGGGCAACCACUGCUACCCUGGCCAGCACUCAGGCCGACGCGGUGCUGUGCUGGCCAGUUAUUGCGGCUGCCACACCUCCAGCCCUGGCUCCACCACUGCCUUAUGUGCUGCCCGCGGCCGUGGCUCCUGCAAUGGUCGAACCCCACUUCGCCUUGCCAGGUCCACAGAUGCAACUCCCCAGGCCGGAAGUAGCAGCCAGACCUGGUCCGAUGCAGUUCUUCCACAUGAUGCAG
Molecule: messenger RNA, 957 nt
Organism: Rhipicephalus microplus (southern cattle tick)
Lineage: Eukaryota; Metazoa; Arthropoda; Arachnida; Ixodida; Ixodidae
Biological process (GO): cell differentiation; positive regulation of transcription by RNA polymerase II
Cellular component (GO): nucleus
Molecular function (GO): RNA polymerase II cis-regulatory region sequence-specific DNA binding; DNA-binding transcription activator activity, RNA polymerase II-specific
Source: RefSeq, a predicted model, not a curated record